AUGCACACAAAUCCUUUUGCUUGGACAAAUACACCCAACACCCACCUGCGGCGGGUGGCGCCGACAGCAAUACGAGAUGGUGGCAACAGCAUCGAAGUUAGCGGUGGUAGGCAGCUGGUCGACAAUGGAAAGGAUCAGCAGCAGCGGCGAACAGCGGCUCUAUGGCGGCAGAUGGUCUUACCAACGAACUUCCAGUCACUCACGACCCUCGCAGAAGCAAAACCCCACUCGAUUGUAGGUCUUGGCGGCCAUCUCGGCGAACACGUCAAUUCCGGUAGCGGGGCUGUGACGGAGGCAACCCCCGGCGAAGCAGCAGCGCUUGAAGUCGUUCCAAUGGUUGCGGCGGCUAGGGACCCUUGCUACAACUUGGUCUCCAACAGGUCUCUCGGUCAGGAGGAUGGGGCUCGAUUGUUGGCUUCGGUGGUCCUAGUCGUCGGCGGCUGA
This is a messenger RNA of Lactuca virosa, 444 nucleotides long. NCBI's taxonomy places the organism in Eukaryota, Viridiplantae, Streptophyta, Magnoliopsida, Asterales, Asteraceae. The record is from the annotation of a GenBank genome assembly.